This is a messenger RNA of Coccidioides immitis RS, 324 nucleotides long. RefSeq lists its product as uncharacterized. The record is from RefSeq and is a predicted model, not a curated record. Bases 1 to 324 code for a protein of 107 amino acids. The transcript has a single exon. Lineage: Eukaryota; Fungi; Ascomycota; Eurotiomycetes; Onygenales; Onygenaceae.
AUGAAUAGAGUUGGACAGUCGAGCGCUGUACGGAGGGAGGAGAGAGAGGGAAGGAAGAUGGCGCAAAGGGAAGUGGAAAAAUGCUGUGAGCGAAGAGGUGGAGGGAGGGAAAGGAGGAGGAGGAGAAGAAGAAGAAGAAGAAGAAGAAGAGGGAGGAGAGGAGGAGGAGGAGUGGAAGUGGGAGUGGGAGUGGGAGAGGGCGAAGAGGAGGAAGAGUGGAGGAGCGACCGAGCUGGGAGGGAAACGGAAUUAGAGUUCGCGGGAAAGCAAAAGCCAGGCCCUGCUUCAGGAAAGCACGCAGCAGAGCGACAGCGAAAAAAAUAA